Messenger RNA from Labrus bergylta (ballan wrasse), 1121 nucleotides. Lineage: Eukaryota; Metazoa; Chordata; Actinopteri; Labriformes; Labridae. The record is from RefSeq and is a predicted model, not a curated record.
GUCACUAACAGUCGCUAGCAGAAGGGCUAACCCUUAGCUGGUCGUUGUUGUUGUUAGCUUUGGAAAGCAGUCAUCAAGGAGCUUCAACAAACACUUCUUCUUACAACUAAACGCCGAGGAGCCACUCUUACAGCAAAGGGAACAAAACAAAAGUCAAUAUGUGCUCGGUUGUUGGAUGUUAUUCGGGGCAUAUCGGCGUGCAAAGGUUCAAGUUACCAGAAGAUCCAGACAGGAGGUUUGAGUGGGUUCAGUUCCUCUUCGAAGUAAAUGAACAAAGAUUUAAAGAGUCAGACUGGACUGAUAUAACCAUCUGCCGGGCGCACUUUACUAAAGACUGUUUUGUCAAACCGACUUGUAAGAAUGGCACGGCUCAGCUCAAGUCCAGUGCAGUCCCGUCUCUGUUUAUCAAGGCAAACACAGACGAGGCUCCGGAGGACGCACAGUCACCGGAAAUGGCAUCAGACGAAGACGUUUUCUCUGAAACUGAUACUUUGAAUGGUAAAGAAGGCCAUACCUCGGAAGAGGAAGAGGAAGACGACCAAGACCGGGUGAGUUCAGAUGAGGAUUGGAAUCCGACGCAUGAUUUUUUGCCUGUAAAGGCGUCUGAAGAAGAGAGCGAAGAGGAGGAGGAGGAGAAGAAGAAGAAGAAGAAGAUGAAGAAGAUGAAGAAGAAUUUGAUUACCGAUGGGGCCUCAAAAUUAAUGAGCUCUGCACAGAGUGUGGUAGUUUUUAUAGUCAAAAGCCUCACACAUGUGAGCACAAAAUUAAACCCUUCUCCUGUAACAUUUGCGGGAAAAGAUGUGUCAACGAGAUUUCUCUGAAAAGUCAUAGCAGGAUCCACGAUGAAACCUACGAACAUCCGUGUAAAUACUGCAAUGUUACUUUCAAAACGAGGAUGGACAAACUGAAUCACGAGCAGUUUCAUCAAGUUAACAAUGAUCCCUACAAAUGUCCCGACUGUCCAAAGACAUUCACCACCCGUAAAGAACGAAACGAGCACCUGUCAAAUCACAGACCCCGGAUGUAAUCCAAUGUGGAAUUUGCGGGAUUGAAUUUAGUCAAAUACAUCAUCUUCAGAGACACUCUGUUGUGCACACAGGACUGAAACCGUACAAGUGCUC